This is a messenger RNA of Fraxinus pennsylvanica, 594 nucleotides long. NCBI's taxonomy places the organism in Eukaryota, Viridiplantae, Streptophyta, Magnoliopsida, Lamiales, Oleaceae. The record is from the annotation of a GenBank genome assembly.
AUGCUGUGCUUCGAUAGAUUGCCAUUCUUCUUUAGCGGCUCUGGGUUGGUGAAAGAGAUCUGCUGGUCAAUCUUGAAGGGGUUGCUUGUUUUAUGUUAUGCGUUAUCCACCACUGAUGCUGACUUACUGAAUAAACCAUUGGAAGCACAGGUUCUGUCUCCAGCCACAGUGCCUUUUACAGCUCUUGCUAUGCAUGAGCUGCCCCAACCUGCAGACCAUAAAGCUCGCCAGAAUCUUCUCGCUCCUCACGGUGCACCUUGCUCUGUAGCAGCAACAGCACAGCCUUCUAAUUAUGGUCCUUUUAUAACAUCUUCCCCCCCUUCUAUGAAGGGAUGUCUAUCCACAAUUGCUUAUUGUUUGUUUUUCCUUUUGAUGCAGGUAACCCUUGUCAGGCCUUGCAACUGGAGGAGAAAGAGGAUCCACCUUCAUAACUUCAUGCUGGAUGUCCACAACCGUUUGCAAAUAUCAACUAAAAGGCAGGAUUAUUUAGUGGACACGAUAUCCCUUCAUGAUGUGAUGGGAAUUCUUAGGCCAGUAUUUGCUCAUCCUGGAAUUUGCAAGGCUGAAGUGAACGUGAAGAUAAAAGCAUUCUGA